AUGAUCAUCUUGUAUUUUAGGACCUUUCAGCCUUUGCUGCUUCUUUGCCUCUUGGAAUGGAGCUCCUUGACUGUUGAAGAGGUAAGGCUCCCUGGUGGUCCUCAUGGAAGGCUAACUUCUUCUGGGUUGGAGCCUUCAGGAUCUGCUCUCCUCCAGCGAUUCAGGAGAGGAACUACCUCGGUUAAUAUAACCAGGCAAGUAAGCCACCCUAGUUUAUUGCCCAAUGAGUCUGUGUGUCCAUAUAAAGUGUUCAGCGAGGGUCGAGCUGCCUACAAAGGCUUGUGCUUCAGGACCAUGGCUAGAGACUUCCUCUGUGACCAAAGAAGCUGCCAUUUGUUCAGUUCUGGGAGGUCUUUGUUGGCCAACGUGCUGAGGAACAGCAGUGUCCUUUUACAAUGGCAGCCACCAGCUGUCUAUAGAUCUGACCUGAAAGGUUUUUUCAUUAACUGCUCAUGGAAUGGCACUUAUACUCGUUUCCAGUGUGACAGUGUCCAGCUUGGCAUCAACUGCAGGGACUACCUCCUUACCAAUGUCCAUGAUAAUGUCAAGUACAGGAUCUGCCUGCAGACUCUCUACACUAACAGGACGUCUAUGGAGGAGUGUGUGGACUUUGUGGUGGAGCCACUGGGGAUGCAGGAUAUUGUCAUUGCUAUGACAGCAGUUGGGGGUUCCAUAUGUGUGAUGCUGGUCAUCAUUUGCCUCCUAGUGGCCUACAUUACCGAGAAUCUUAUGCACCCCACCUUUAUGCAUCCUUCUGCUAAAAGAGGGCCAUGA
Staurois parvus is the source of this 774-nucleotide messenger RNA. NCBI's taxonomy places the organism in Eukaryota, Metazoa, Chordata, Amphibia, Anura, Ranidae. The record is from the annotation of a GenBank genome assembly.